AUGAAAUCCAUCCAAGUUACGGCCCCGGGCGUGGUAUCAUGGGUUGAGAUUCCCAAGCCAGAAGCCGGACCUGAUGAUGUGCUGCUGAAGAUGAGGGCAUGCGGCAUCUGCGGUUCAGACAGCAUAUACACGGAGCACGGCGGCAUUCCCCCUCGCCAAGGCUGCACACCUCUCGGCCACGAGCCAGCCGCCGAGGUCAUUGCCGUUGGGGCGAACCUAAAGUUUCCGGGUAUCGAGGUCGGAGAACAUGUCGUGAUAAAUACUAUGGCCCUCACGGAUGGAUUUAUCGGUUCGGGUGGUGCACAGGGUGGGCUGAGCGAAUUUGUCGUGAUGUACGGCUACGAACCAGGCAAACAGCUCAAGAAGAUCCCAAAAGACAUCCCAUGGCACGUCGCUGCGCUGAAUGAGCCCAUGGCAGUGGCGUUGCAUGCUGUCAACAGGACAAAUCCCAAGCCGGGAUACAAAGUCGUCGUCUUUGGCGCCGGGCCGAUCGGCCUGGGCGCUGUUCUGGGCUAUCGACGAAAGGGGGCAAGUCAUAUUGUCGUGGUGGAUGUCGUUCAGUCGAGACUUGAGACAGCACUCCUAGUCGGUGCCGACGCCGUAGUCAACUCGGCGGAAGUGGGUGGCCUUGCUGCGAAGCUGGUCGAGUUGUACGGCGACGGCGCCACGGCCUGGAACCGAGGGACCCGACCGGCGACAGACAUAUUUCUCGAUGCGGCCGGUGCGCCGUCGGUUCCUGCUCAGGUCUGUGGUAUGGCAAAGCACGAGGCUACAUUUGGGAUUGUAGGAGUGCACAAGAAAACGACCGAGUUGGAUCUCGGACGGCUCAUCUCGACAGAGCUCAACAUCGUGUUUAGCAUGGGGUAUGCUAUGGAAAUAUUUGAGGUUACGGACGAUAUCAUCGAGAACUGUGAGAGGUAUGAAGAGAUUGUUAGCGACCAGAUACCAUUCGCAAGGGCUGUCGACGCACUUGAAUUGGCCAGAUCUGGGAAGGCCAACAAGGUUAUUGUCGUGUUUGAAUAA
Molecule: messenger RNA, 1023 nt
Organism: Diaporthe citri
Lineage: Eukaryota; Fungi; Ascomycota; Sordariomycetes; Diaporthales; Diaporthaceae
Exons: 1
Coding region: 1-1023 (340 amino acids)
Biological process (GO): butanediol biosynthetic process
Cellular component (GO): cytoplasm
Molecular function (GO): (R,R)-butanediol dehydrogenase activity
Source: RefSeq, a predicted model, not a curated record